AGACAGGGGAGGGUAAGGUUGGAGGGUUGGUGGGCAGGCUGAGGGUGGCAGUGUCUGUGUGCAGGAGAGAUGGCCAGGAUGAUGUGGGGCAGACUAGUACCUUGGCUGUGCUUGGUAUGUCUGGGCCCUUGGCUCGGUGCAGCAUGCCCCCCAGGCAGCCGUGCAUGUGAGAAUGCUACCUUCUCCUCUUUGGAUGCCUGGAUCUGCUCCCUGAUUGGUUCUCUGCUGGUGGGCUUCAGUGGCGUACUCCCCCUUCUGGUAAUUCCUAUUGAAGCAGGUGCAUCUCUCAAGUCUGAAGGAGGCUCCAAAAAAUUGAAACAACUGUUAAGCUUUGCCAUUGGUGGAUUACUGGGCGAUGUGUUUGUGCACCUUCUGCCGGAGGCUUGGGCGUACACAUGCAGUGCGACCACAGGCAGUUCCCAGUCUCUGCAGCAGCAGAAGCUCCUGGGGCUUUGGGUCAUCAUUGGCUUUCUCACUUUCCUAAUUCUGGAGAAGACCUUUUCCGAUGAGGAAUCCGAGCAGCAGCCGCAGCUGGGCACCAAUCCCAAACCAAACAAGACACCGGUGAAUCUGUUGAAUGGAAAACAUGACACGGUUAAAAAAAGGAAUGAUGAAGAACGGAACAGCCACAUCAAAGUCAGUGGCUAUCUUAACCUGUUGGCAAACACUAUUGAUAAUUUCACCCAUGGCAUGGCGGUAGCCGGCGGUUUCUUGGUCAGUAAAAAGGUGGGGGUCCUGACAACCAUCGCUAUUCUGUUACAUGAGAUUCCCCAUGAGGUCGGGGAUUUUGCCAUCCUGCUCCGUGCUGGGUUUGACCGUUGGAGUGCUGCUAAGAUGCAGUUGACAACCGCAAUGGGUGGAAUACUGGGAGCAGGCUUCGCCGUCUGUGCUCAGUCACCCAAGGGGACAGGAGAAACCGUGGCUUGGAUUCUCCCCUUCACAUCGGGGGGGUUCCUGUACAUUGCAUUGGUGACAGUCCUGCCAGACCUUUUAGAGGAGAAGAAUGCACGAAAUUCCGUGAUCCAGAUUUUCCUUAUAAGCUGCGGCAUCGCUGUGAUGACAGUGCUAUCAUUAAUCGUAGAAUGACAAAGGCUUUCUACCACCCAUCAUGGUCAAGAGAACUUUCCUGGAAUUUUCAAUUAGAGUCCAGUUUAAUUCCAAGGAGUAGCAACACUCGGGGGAGUUUCACCACUGCACGCACUCUUUAGUGCACUGACCCUCAUGCUAGAAUCAUUACCGAACUGGUACUCACUGAGGAAAUACAUUUCACAGGACAGGAAGGAACGAAUGGGACAGGGCAGUAAACUGCCACAAAGGGCAAAUACCCUUUUUUGUUACAAUCACUUCUCUCCUUGUAAUGUUUUUAUUUAUGUGUCUGUUGAUUGGGUAUUGUCUAUGUAUGUAUGCCUUCCUGUCCUUUGUCGCACUUACCCUCCGGAGUGUAUGGAGGAAUUCUGUAUUUCCUUUGCUUUACCCGCUGAGAUCUGCCUGCAACCCCUUACUACUUUUAUGCCUGUGUCUCUUUAUGUUUUCUGUGUUGUUUUUACCAAUGUUUGUCUCUAAGACAUUCCCUUGUGGUCGCCACUCCGUACCCUGCUCUGUACAUCUGUGACCCGUUCAAGAUCAGGAAUAAGAUCUCGCAUGUAGUAUUAGCUUGCCAGUUUAAACAGAGGAUAGUAAGUAAUUGCUAGUGAGAGGGAGACAACAAAAAAAUCAUUAUAUUUACCUGACUUUCUUUUUAUUUUUUUUAUCUGUUACUAUAGCUGCCAGGCCUCUGUCUUAUCGCACAAACCUGACUGUAGCAAUGGUAGUUAACUGUUACAUAUUUAUACCUAGAUAUUUCAGAACCACUGCUGUCUAUUAAAAAAAGAAAACAAUAGUUUAUUUACUAAGGUGUGCUUAGUGGAGGGACAACUUAGAUCUAACAGAACCUUCCUGUGCUUAAUACAUCUUCCGCAGCAUUGGAUUGGAUCGCCGUUUUGUUUGCAGUGCAGUGAUAGAUAAUCUUGGUGUUCCAGAUAUUUCAAACUCAUUUUCACAACAUACUCGGCCAUCUUUCGGAUGUCCAUGCAUCAUGGGUAAAGUAAUUGCAAAAUUAUCUAUGGUGCCACUUGGCUAUCACUGGUAUAGGGGCGCAUUGAGAACAAAACAAAGGGUUCUGAAAAUAGCACUGCAGUCGAGAUGUUUCCCUGGGUAGAAAUGCUGUACCAAAUUUGCAGAAGCAACCGGUUUGGCAAUCUACUUUGGAUGAAACAUCUGGAUAGAAGGUUUGAAAAUGGAGAGGCAUAGAGUCAUAUUUUUGAAAAGCUACUUUUAAAUGUCAGUCCUUUAGAAAAGAAUAUAUUUUAUUAAAAGAGCAAUAAGAACAGGGUGCUAUUUACAAAUUGGGAGUCUUUCUACAGUAUCCAAGCUGAACUGUAUCCUCCGAGAGUUGCUACAGUGACUUUGGUAGAAAGAUAUAUUGUAUACUUUUGCAUACCAGUCAGACACAAAGCCAAGGUCAUCACCACCCACAUAAAGUUAUACGUACUUCAUUCAGUUGUCUGCGCUCUCAUCAUGGAGUCGAAGGAGAAAGACCCCCACCUGUCAGAUAACAAGGGUCUGCGUGACUAUUUCUGUACACGAAACUAGUAGAAAUUUGGUUUUUAUAAGGAUCAGAGUAGAUCUUAUUUUGCAUACCUCUUUAUGAACACUAUGUUGAGAGAGUUUUAUUAUAUUCUUUAUCUUUUGCAUGAAGUCUUAAAUAAAAAAAAGUUUCUAUUUAUUUCAUUAACAGAA
Molecule: messenger RNA, 2778 nt
Organism: Pelobates fuscus (common spadefoot toad)
Lineage: Eukaryota; Metazoa; Chordata; Amphibia; Anura; Pelobatidae
Gene: SLC39A13
Product: solute carrier family 39 member 13
Exons: 10
Coding region: 70-1086 (338 amino acids)
Biological process (GO): zinc ion transmembrane transport; intracellular zinc ion homeostasis
Cellular component (GO): membrane
Molecular function (GO): zinc ion transmembrane transporter activity
Source: RefSeq, a predicted model, not a curated record